UUAUUAUAUUGGGUAAUGACAGAAGAAAGCCACUGUACUAGAAAGGGCGUAGCCCAGACUUGCUGUAAGAGGGUGAUUUAUGCACCAGACCAUAGGCUGACACUGAUGACCAAGGACACCUGGGGCUGAGCUGUACACCCAGGGAAGCAGGGCCCAGGCAGCCUGCCAUGAGAUCGUGCUCCAAGGACCGGCCGUUCUGCUGGACCCACGGGCUCCUGGUAUUCAUCAGCCUGCUCCUCAGUGUCUGCAGCUCUGCAGCCAACACUUCCGGAGCGCAUGGCUCUGCUGUGAAGGAUUCUGAAAACCACAUUUAUCUGAAGCGCAUCCGAGGAGGUUCUGUCUUGUUUAAUGUGACCGAGAAGCCCAUGGCAGAUGCAGGAGCCAAAAUACAGGAGGUUUUAUGGGGUUUGGGCACUCCGUCAAAGUACAUGCGGCUGCUGCAAGUCCGUAGAGGAGCCGACUCUCCCACCUGGUUUAACCUCCAGGACAAGUUCAAGCAGAGGGUCCAUGUGCCCAGCCUGUGGUCUCUGAGGAUUGAGAACCUGGCCCCUGAAGACAGUGGGCCAUACGUGGCCAUGACCAGCUUAACUGAUGGACAAACGCUUGGUCACGUUUUCUACCUGACUGUCUAUGAGCCUGUGCCUCACCCUGAGAUCCUGGCCAAGUCACUGUCUAUCACACCAGGCCUGUGUAACAUCACUCUGGAGUGUAGGGUUCCAGGGGCCACCCAGGAUCUGAAUGUGACUUGGGAGAGCAAGGGCCUCUUCAGAGAGCUGGAACAGAGAGACACACCAGGAUCAACCGCCAAGCUUUGGACCCUGGCUGUGAGCCUGCCCCUGAGCCAGCAGAUUGGCGAUGUCACCUGUGUGGUCAGCAACCAGGUGGAUCAGAAAGCUGCGACCUUAGACCUUGGAAAAGUCUGUGCCCAAGGAACAAGUACACAAAAACAGGACAUGAUUAGACUGCUGCCAGGCAUCCUAGCAGCUGCUGUGGGUGUCCCGUUGGUCCUGGGAACUGGGUUGUUCCUUUUGAAGACAUGUCAGAAGAAGAAGAAGACAACAAUGGAAAUAAAAAGGGGUGGAGGAUUGCAGAAGAACCAUGGGGUUGAUGAUGGUGGCAUCUCCUUUGAGACGCUCAGCCAGCAAGUGUCUCGGAAGGGCAAGGGCAAGAGCAUCGGUGAACAAUAUCUGGGAAAAAAGGAAUCUGUCACUACUAUCUAUAGUGAGGUCUGUUAUCCAGACCAGACGAUGGAGAUCAUUUGAUUGAAGGAAGCAGGAGGAUCUGGCACUCCCAGGACACCUGCACUCUGAGCCUAAGUCCUGCAGACCCCUGCCUUUCCCAGCUCUGGUUCCGUUCCAGCUUCCCAUGUGUGUGUUACUCUGACCUCAUAGCUACAUUUCCAGAGGGUACACAUGGCCUGGUUGUACUCUGUGACACUUCCCCAAGCUGCCCUUACACUCGGGCAAGGACUAUUCUCCGUCAUUGAGAUGGCUGCUGACCCCUGUCCUUCAUAAGCCUUCCCAAGAGGAGCCUGUCUGAUUGAGCACGUAGCAAAUUCCCACCACCUCUGCCUUGUCACUGGUGUGAGUACUUCUGAGGACACAAGCCCAGACAUGGGGACUGUGCAGAAGUGCUGACUGUGCUGCAGAGGAGGGUGGUGGCACCUGGCUUUUGGAUGCUGAGUUGGAGGACAGUGUGUGUGGAGAGAAACCAAUAAAGGAAAAGGCCAAGGCAAA
Callithrix jacchus (white-tufted-ear marmoset) is the source of this 1736-nucleotide messenger RNA. RefSeq names its product SLAM family member 8-like. NCBI's taxonomy places the organism in Eukaryota, Metazoa, Chordata, Mammalia, Primates, Cebidae. The record is from RefSeq and is a predicted model, not a curated record. Gene Ontology annotation, cellular component: membrane.